CCGACAAACACAAUACAAUCCUCCUCCGUUUUGAUAUUUUCACAGCUCACAAUUCCAAAUUCCAAUUCUCCGCGGAAAACAAAAUCCCAGGGUUUUCGAAUUCCAUGGCUUCCCACACCCAUCUCGACGAUGACGAUGAAUUCGGAGGCGAUUUUCCUGGAACUCACAAUGCCAGGCGUUCAGGUAAUAAGAGAAAUUUUGGGGAUCUUGAGGAUGAUGAAGAUGAUAUUUUUGGCUCAAAAAAGGGUAAGCCAAAAGUAGAAGAAACUGCUCCAGGUGUAGCAACUGGGAUGAUUUUGUCUCUUCGUGAGAGUCUUCAGACCUGUAAGGAUAAUCUUGCAACAUGUCAAGAAGAACUUGAAGCUGCAAAAUCUGAGAUUCAGAUGUGGCAUUCUUCAUUUCAGAAUGAGUCCUUCAUACCUACUGGAACUUCUCCUGAACCUAAAUUAGUGAUCGAUUAUCUUCAGAUGCUGAAAUCCUCUGAGGAGUCAUUGAGAGAACAGCUAGAAAAAGCCAAGAAAAAGGAAGCAGCAUUCAUUGUAACAUUUGCAAAACGAGAGCAAGAAAUAUCAGAGUUAAAGUCUGCAGUAAGGGAAUUAAAAGCGCAACUCAAGCCACCAUCAAUGCAGGCUAGGAGAUUAUUACUAGAUCCUGCAAUUCAUGAAGAGUUUACACGUUUAAAGAAUUUGGUUGAGGAGAAGGAGAAAGAGCUGAAGGAGAAACAGGAUACUAUUUCUGCACUCAGUUUCACUCCACAAAGCAAGAUGGGUAAGAUGCUGAUGGCUAAAUGCAGGACUCUGCAAGAGGAAAAUGAGGAGAUUGGAAAUCUAGCUUCCGAAGGAAAGAUGCAUGAGUUAGCAAUGCAACUUGCUUUGCAGAAAUCUCAAAAUGCAGAACUCAGAAGCCAAUUUGAAGGACUGCACAAACAUAUGGAGGGGCUUACGAAUGAUGUGGAAAGAUCAAAUGAAAUGGCGCUUAUCUUGCAAGAAAAGCUAGAAGAAAAAGAUCAAGAGAUUGAAAGGUUGAAGAAUGAGGCACAACAAAAGAGCGUAAUUGAGGAGGAAAAGGAGGAAAAAACCGAUCCAGCUCCUAUCCAGAAAGAGAGAGAUGAAGAGAUGAUUGAUGGGGAAACCAACAACUGAGUUAUUCAAUGCAAUUUUGUAGGAUUUAAUUAAUUUAUUCCCCUUCCAUUUGUGAUUUGUACAUUAAACAUUAAUGUAAUUCUUUUUGGUGACAUUUAUGCUUUUCAUUUUCAAUC
This is a messenger RNA of Quercus lobata, 1258 nucleotides long. RefSeq names its product FKBP12-interacting protein of 37 kDa-like. The transcript has 14 exons. The coding region runs from base 105 to 1142 and encodes 345 amino acids. The record is from RefSeq and is a predicted model, not a curated record. NCBI's taxonomy places the organism in Eukaryota, Viridiplantae, Streptophyta, Magnoliopsida, Fagales, Fagaceae. Gene Ontology annotation, cellular component: nucleus. Gene Ontology annotation, biological process: regulation of alternative mRNA splicing, via spliceosome; mRNA modification.